Neohortaea acidophila is the source of this 2241-nucleotide messenger RNA. RefSeq lists its product as uncharacterized. Gene Ontology annotation, cellular component: nucleus. The record is from RefSeq and is a predicted model, not a curated record. Gene Ontology annotation, biological process: DNA-templated transcription; regulation of DNA-templated transcription. The transcript is spliced from 2 exons. NCBI's taxonomy places the organism in Eukaryota, Fungi, Ascomycota, Dothideomycetes, Mycosphaerellales, Teratosphaeriaceae. Bases 1 to 2241 code for a protein of 746 amino acids. Gene Ontology annotation, molecular function: zinc ion binding; transcription cis-regulatory region binding; DNA-binding transcription factor activity, RNA polymerase II-specific.
AUGUCGGGGCCACAAGACUCCUCCAACCCGGACGUGCAGUCGCAUCGGGCGUGCACACACUGUCACUCGCAGAAAGUCCGCUGUAUACCGGAUGAAUCCAACCCAGAUGCCUGCCAGAGAUGUGUCCGUCUUGGAAGGUCGUGUGUCUUCAGCGCGCUGCAGAAGAGAAAGCAGCGCAAGCGCACUGACACUCGGGUGGCCGAGCUCGAGAGGGAGAUGCGUUCAAUGCGCGCCAUGCUGAAGGUCAAAGGCGGCGCUUCUGCUUCGGAGCGUUCCUCUGAGCAGAAUAAAGCUCCCGAAGCUCCACCAACGGCAUCCCGCAUCCCGCAGGCUGGAACGACGGACGGAAUCAAUGUCAGCGCCCCGAUUUCGAACACUGCUGGCUCAAUGUCCUCGUGCUCCUUGACUUCACGCCAACCGUUCACGGUAGAGCGGCAGAAAUCAGACGGUGAUCGUGACAUCAUUGAUCGUGGCCUUAUUUCUAUCGCCACGGCAAAACUCUUGCUUGAAACAUAUCGAAGAGAUUUGUAUCCCCUGUUCCCUAUGGUGGCAGUUCCGCAAUACGUCACCGUGGAACAGAUGCGACAGUCGCGACCGACCUUGUUUCUGACUAUUGUCGCCGCGGCGGCGAUGAAAGAUCAUUCCCACCUCUCCGCCGCUCUGGACAAAGAAAUCCUACAAAACUACGCCACGAGAAGUCUCGUGCAGAGUGAAAAGUCGCUCCAAUUGGUGCAAUCGUUCCUACUCUCGGCGGUUUGGUAUCACCCUCCCAAGAAAUUCGAGCAGCUGAAGUACUACGAAUACAUUCACAUGGCCGCUACAAUGGCCAUGGACAUGGGCAUUGGCACUCGCCCCGUACCACAUCGGAGCCAAUUUGGGCCAGGUAAUGGUCGAGAUGUCCAUCACCUCGAGGAUGCCAGGAACCCCGAUCUCAGCAUGUCGAAUCGAUCAGGCGAUUUCGAUAUCGAUACCGGCAGUCUGGAAAGCCGGCGGACCUUUGUAUCUUGCUAUUGCUUAUGUACUGGCGUGUCCAUCAAUACCCGCAGGCCCAACAUGCUUCGAAAAACAUUCUACCUGAAAGAGUGCGUCGACUACAUCGAGCAAUGCCCAGACGCAGAGCCUGCGGACCGGAGGUUGGUAGCAUGGGCACGACUCCUCAUGAUCUCCGACGAGAUUGCCAUCUCCUUCUCAUAUGACGACCCCGGCGGUAUCGCAUCCAUCAGCGAGUUGAAGACGCAGAUGAUGCUCAAAGACUUCGGCAAGCGACUCGAGACUUGGCACCGAGAGGUCCCGGAAAACGACAUGAGCCAGACUCUGCUGAUGAUCUACUGGUCAAUGCGAUUGUACUUGCAUGAGGUUGCGCUGCAUGUGGACCACUCGCCCGACGAUUUCAAUGCGCCCUUCCAAAUGGGCACCAUCCAUCGGUGGCAGGGCGAGCCUGUGCCCACCGGAGUCCUCGCUGAAGCCGUGGCGGAGUGCAUAACUUGCUGUCACAACGUCCUCACUACCUUCAUCGAUAUGGAUGCCGAAGCACUGCGAGCGUUGCCAAUCCUCGGCUACGUGAGAAUCUCUUUUGCGGCCUUUGUGCUCGCAAAGCUGUGUCUUUCCGCCAGCCAUCCCGAAAGCCAGAUUGCCAGAGUGCUGGAUUGCGAUGCUUUGCAAGCACAGAGUAUCCUGGAUCGGACAAUCUGGCACGUCAAGGCAGCAGUCGGGACGACUGGCUGCAAAAUACCGAGUAUAUUCCUGGCCCUAUUGUUCAAAUUGCGACAAUGGUGUCUGAACCCGAUGAUGAUCGAAGAGUCGAAGGAAAACAUACUUGAGCCGGAAAUACGUGACCGGGUAGUUGAAGAUGACGAGGUCAGCCUCAUGCGAGGCAAAUCGCAACGUACCAAUUCCGCGAACAGCGCCUCGCAAUCGACCCCGGGCAGUAAUACCAGCACCCAUGCAGGCUCAGGAGAGUCCGAGCCAUCCUACGAUGAAACCCGGAGGGAGAGCGUGGCCAACACUCAUUACAUGCCACCCACCACCCUCAACCCGGAAAACCAGGUCACAAGUCUCCUCGACCCCGCAGACCAAAUGGAGCUCGACCAGAAUUUCUUCCAACUUUUCCAAGACAUGGCAGGGUUCGACGAUGUCAACGCCGCAGGUUACGAAUCAUGGGCACCGUCUGGCUUGUUUGGCGGGCGGAAUGACUUCUACUUCCCGCCUCCGCUCGGAAAUGGACAAGCACCCGUGCCUUGA